AUGUCGUGUAUGGGAGCCUGUUCGUCUCGAGAUGUUCGAUUAACCGAAAACUCGGAAUGGCUGCCGUUUGCGCUCGAAGUUUUCAUGCAAGCUCAUCGCUUAUUGAGAAGCUUCAUGGACUUCUUCAGCUAUCACGCGGAUAAAUGUUGCGGCGUGAAUUACGACGCUGUCCCGUUGCACGCGGCUCUGGACAUCGUGACUGUAGCAAUGACAACGGUAAUUUGCGACAAUAUGCCGAAAAAGAGGUCCCAACGAUCUGGAUUGUUUCGCAACGUACUCCCCUGUGUCCACUGCCGGGAUAACAAAGUUCUGCCAGAAAACAUCGUUCGCAAAGUAGAUGCAGUUCUCACAUGUGUACAGAAGAGCUGUGCUGUCGAGAAUGUUAUAUGUCAAGUGAAAGAUAUCUUGUGCACUUUGGAACGAUUGUCACCUUGCGCACCGUCGAAAAAGCUUCAAACACUGUCACUCCUUCUGAAGGAAGUAAUGAAGAGGUACAUCUGUUCUGAUUACCAUCUAGAAGAACAACCGUCACGCGACACGCACAAUGAACUGAUGUUAAAUCUUGUGAACAAUUUUAUUCGCGACUGGAGUGAAAAAAUGUCUUGGACGCGACCCGGUUUCAGAAUCUGCAGGUUUUGUGAUCGCGUGGUUAGUGAAACGACUAGACAAUGGGGGACAUUUUGUUGCAAGGACGCGCAGCAAUUUCACAGCAUCUACAAAGAGUGGGCUCUGCAACAGUCGAUAUCGAGCGUCGGCAAGGAGGAACCGAGUGUUUUUGAAGGAAAAUCGACGUCUCCGAGGCACGAGCAAUUCGCAGGUAUCGAUGAAAGUUCAAACGUGCACGCUUCCGACGGAAAAUCACCGACUAUGUUUGUCACGGAUUAUAAGAGCAGCGACGCAAGAUUCGCCGGGGAACGUGAAAGUGCAAAGGGAAAACGAAGAGGUUUCGAUCGAACGAUAAAACAUCCAUCUGUCCGCGAGAUAAGCGCGACACGUCGCGCUGUGGCUGAAGUGUCCUCAAGAAAAACAGAGGUGGAAAAAUACGACGAUUCGAGCCGGGAACGGAACAAAUUUAUCGGAGUCGAGGGCAGAGAUUUAACAAAGACGGCAACUCGUAAGUUCGAGGGAAAGAUGAGAGGAGAAAUAAAGAGGAGCCGCAAUAUCGAUAGAAGUGGAGGGUAUCCUAUCACGCCGGAUGGACGGCCAAGACGUGACGACGCUCCGUAUAAAAGCGAGCUCGGGGAAGCCCGUAGAUCGCGUAGUUUACGUGACACGAAGCUUGAAAAACGAACGGCUGUCGGGAAAAUGAGGAAAAUUAAGAGAGAUGCCGAGUAUUCAAAUCGAUCGGAACGCGCAGGAUUGUCGGACGCGGAGCUCGAUGGGGAUACGGUUAACCGUUCUAAACGAGCAACGAAAGACGCAUCGUUGGCUGGAGGAAAAGCGCGGAGGAUACUUGAUAGGGGCGAGUUAGCGGAAAGUGAAAAGGAGAAACAUGUGAGAAAGACGAACGCUAUUGACGGUGAAGGGGAAACGAUGGAUCGGCGAGGCAGAAAAGAGUCACGAGAGGUAAAGAGUAUUGACAAGAUGGAUGAAAUGGCGGAUGCAAGUGAAAAUAAAGAGAUUCGCGGUAGAAAGAAGAAAAAAGGAGAUACGCUUGACAGCGAAAGGAAAGAAGUGUCUCACGGUGUUAACGAAAAGGGCGAAAUUCUUAGACGCGAUGAGAAACGAAAGAGUCGUUCCAGCGAAGAGGCUGACGAAAGUGAUCCUGACUUAACGAAGAAACGUAAAGGCGCGAAAGUUGGUACGAGCACGGAGGAUAAAUCAACGCUCGAUUCAGAAGUGUACAGUAAAAAAGGAACGAGUUCAUUCGGCAAGAAGAGACGUGACCAAGUUGGUUCGAGUAAAAUGGACGUGGACGACAAUUACACUAAGACAAAUGGAUUCAGUUAUGAAAAAGGAAGGACGGAAGGCGAUCGGAGCUCGAUUGAGUACCAAUUAUCAAACCAGUACUUCAUGGAACUGGGCUGGACUAUGUUGCCAAUUGCCAAAACCAUGAGGAAAAUCGUUCAGUAUCAAACAAAGCCGGCAAAGCCUCAUAUCGACUGGUUCAAUAGAAACGAAUACAAAGGAAAAAUGUACUAUAAAAACGGAACUGUUUUCGUAAAUUUUCUCUACGAUGGAUCGGCCGAAGUAUUUUACCCAAAUGGCAUUGUGGGCCUUAAAAUCGAAAGAACGAAAAGUCCAAAAUGUAACGAUUAA
This is a messenger RNA of Habropoda laboriosa, 2259 nucleotides long. RefSeq lists its product as uncharacterized. Bases 1 to 2259 code for a protein of 752 amino acids. The record is from RefSeq and is a predicted model, not a curated record. The transcript is spliced from 9 exons. Lineage: Eukaryota; Metazoa; Arthropoda; Insecta; Hymenoptera; Apidae.